CACUAAGCUCUGAAACCCUCUCUCUCACACAGAAUAUAAAAAAGUUGGCCAAAGUCUGUCUCAGCUCCAAUAGCUACCAGACACCCACAACAACCUCUCUCUCUUUUUAUCGCUCUCUCUCUCUCUCUCACACACACACACACACACCACCCCUCACUCCUGGCACAGAGAAGACAGGACCACUGGAGAGACCAUACACACCUCCGCCUCCUCCUCCAGUCACUCACCCAGCUAUCGCCAGACGCUAAGCCCAGGAUGUGGACUUUGCUCUUGGGGGUCACCUUAGGAUUACUGGCCUCCUCCAGGUCGGAACCGGCUCAAGUGAAAUCUCGUAGCUGCAGCCAUGCCGGAGUGUUCCACGUGGAAGGACCAGAUCGCUACUCAUUGACCUUGGACCUGGCCAAGAAGCUGUGUGAGAGCCUGGGAAUCACCAUUGCCAGCAGGGAACAGGUCAUCGAGGCUCAUGCCCAUGGCCUAGAGACCUGCAGAUAUGGUUGGAUCAGCAACGGAAACACCACCAUCCUCAGACAAAAGGCUCAUGUUAACUGUGCCAACAACACGACUGGGGUCUUCUUCCAUCAAGUCUCUCCGGAAAAACCCUUUGAUGCCUUCUGUUUCAAUGCAUCAGAGUUGGCUGAAAAGAACUGUGAUGCGGCCAUCAACCCUGAUUCAACAGGACCAGAGAGUGUUCAGGUGACAGAUGCUGCAGGUGAGGCCACAGACCCUGAGAAUGGAGCCCAGCCGGAGACCACCAUCAACUCCGAGCCUGACACCCAGGACACCACCUCCGCCCCUGGAGAAAAGGGAGCAGAGAACACCACUGAAGUAAUGGAAGCAUUGGACACAGACCAGCCUGCACCCACUGAGGCCAGCCAAGUAAAGUCAACAGCAUUUGCUGAGGGUUAUGCUUCAGAGGGGGCAGCCACAGAAAGCCUUAGCAUAGGAAUGACGGUUGAGGGGAAUGGGACCCAGAAAGCCAGCCCCACUGAGCACCCUGGGGUGGUGGUCACUGAGAUGGAAGAAACCACUGUGUCUGGAAUGUUGCCUUCUGGCUCAGAUGAGGAGGGGGCCUCUUCUAUGGCACCAUCUGUUAAAGAGCCAGGAGAACCACAGGGCCGGGCCAGAGAGGAGGAUUUACAGGAGAAGGAGGUGGAGUUAGGAGCCUCCACGCAGCCCAUUCCUAAUGGGAAGAUGAAUCCAGGUAUGGGAGCAGACCCUACUCCAGCUGGGAAGGAGAUCAGUAGCACACCCAAUUGGCUGAUCAUUGUGGGAGUGCUUGUGGCACUGGUUGCUAUUCUCCUCACGUGUUUUGUUGUGGUCAAGUAUAAGAGCUGGUGCGGUCAGCAGCAGACCCUGAUGAUCACCAACAAGGAUGGGAAUGAGGGUAACGGUGCGGCGGCAGCGUCAGUGGCUAGCUCCCGCGCCCAGGAGAGAGAGCAGGAGAUGGUGACCCUGAUGAAUAAAGAGAAGAUCCAGGAAAACGGAAACAAGGAGGAGUUCACCGCCAUCACACUGGAGGAGUCCCCAGAGAAAGAACAGCUAGCGUGAGAGAGUAGAGGAGACAGGGAGACAGGGAGACAGAGAGUGAGUGAGUGAGUGAGUGAGUGAGUGAGUGAGUGAGUGAGUGAGUGAGUG
This is a messenger RNA of Oncorhynchus tshawytscha (Chinook salmon), 1635 nucleotides long. RefSeq names its product CD44 antigen. Gene Ontology annotation, cellular component: basolateral plasma membrane; plasma membrane; macrophage migration inhibitory factor receptor complex. NCBI's taxonomy places the organism in Eukaryota, Metazoa, Chordata, Actinopteri, Salmoniformes, Salmonidae. The transcript is spliced from 8 exons. Gene Ontology annotation, biological process: positive regulation of ERK1 and ERK2 cascade; cell adhesion; inflammatory response. The record is from RefSeq and is a predicted model, not a curated record. The coding region runs from base 256 to 1548 and encodes 430 amino acids. Gene Ontology annotation, molecular function: cytokine receptor activity; hyaluronic acid binding.